AUGCGAUAUCUCGCGAUCGUCGUUCUUCUCGCUCGGUACGGUCGAGGUGGAUACGCGUCAAGCGUCAGAGGUCGAACGACGGAUACUUGGCUUCCCAACGAUGUUUGCGCGUAUCUCGACGUCGAUCUAAACGUUACUGGCACCCAUGGUGCGCCGGACGUCGUCGAACAUCUCGACGCUUGCUUAUGCCUGUCGGAGGUCACGAACUUCUGUCAAUCCGACGCCAUCCCGCUAACUUUGUCAAGCGUCAAGGACAAGAAGGAAGUCGAGAACGCUCUGAGCGAUCUGAUCAAGCAGCAUGCCGCCGACGCCAAGUGUGUUUACCCGCUGCACGCGAAGCCCAUCUGUAUCGGCGACGAUCCCUGCGGCUUCGUCUGCACAGACGGCUUCGAAUCUUACACACCGCCGGACGCGACGUCCUCGACUACGCCCUGCACAACGAGUUCCACACUUCCUACGAGCUCCUCCCUCUCGUCAACUCUCACGACCUCAGCGCCGACCCCACUCCCAACCGCUCCCAACUCGACCACAUGCAUCUGCCCAUCACCCAAGAUCAUCUGCAACGGAAUCUGCACGAGCGCGAGGAGCUGCCCAUCGCAAGUCCCGCCCGUGAAGCGGCAGAAACGUUGGGUCGGAUCUGGAGCUUGUACUAUGCGCGGAGAUGGAUGGAUGGCGUGUGGUGUGUACGGCGGUGCUGCACGCGCUUGGGAGUGUAUCGACACCAACACCGAUCUGGAGAGCUGCGGCGGUUGCGAUCUACCGCUCACUCCAUACUCGCUACGCGGGACCGACUGCAGUGCUCUUCCAGGCGUCGCAGACGUAUCCUGCCACAAUGGCUCCUGUGCCGUGAGACGCUGCCUCCCGGGAUGGACGGUCGCGCUGGAUAGGAGCCACUGCGUGUCUUAUGGCGCUGAUGGACGCGUCGUUGUUCAGAUUCCAGCGGUCUAG
This is a messenger RNA of Peniophora sp. CBMAI 1063, 948 nucleotides long. NCBI's taxonomy places the organism in Eukaryota, Fungi, Basidiomycota, Agaricomycetes, Russulales, Peniophoraceae. The record is from the annotation of a GenBank genome assembly.